AUGUUUCGACAGAUCCUUAUCAGAGAACAAGACACUUCACUACAAACUAUCGUCUGGAGGUCGACACCCGAUGAACCCCUGCGUGAAUAUCAUCUAACCACUGUCACGUAUGGCACUAAGGCCGCGCCAUUCCUGGCGAUGAGGACAUUGCGACAAAUAGCUCUGGAUCAUGCUAUAAAUUAUCCUCUAGCCGCUGCUGCGCUACAAUCAUCGUUUUAUAUGGAUGAUCUCAUGAGUGGCCAUGACGACAAAAUUCAGAUUAAAGAGCUACAAAGACAAUUAAUCAAAGUUCUGCAAGGAGCCGGUAUGAACUUACGCAAAUGGUCGAGUAAUAACCCAGACAUUAUCAACGAUUUGCCGUCCAAUCAAACCAGCACGCCGCUCGAGUUCCGCGACGUAGAAUCCCGUAAAACAUUGGGGCUCAAGUGGAACCCACUAUCUGACGCGUUCAGUUUUCAAAACAAAAUUGACCAUAAGACAAAUGACAACCAGAAGUACACUAAGAGACAACUCCUUUCCGACAUAUCAAGGAUUUACGAUCCUUUAGGCUGGUUAUCACCGCUAACUAUUAGGGCAAAAAUGAUUUUUCAACAAACCUGGCUAUCAAACUUACAAUGGGACGACGAACUGCCCGCCGACAUACAUAAAGAAUGGCGUUUGCUCACGGUAGAUCUGAAAACCAUUGAAAAGUUUCCGAUUGACAGAUACCUGGGUGACAAACGAACUUAUCAAUUGCACGGCUUUUGUGACGCCUCAGAAAAGGCCUAUGCAUGUGCCGUGUACAUUACAGUAAAAGUUACUGUGACAGUAAAGGUAGCAGCAAUCAUAUCAGUCUCCACUAUCAAUGCAUGGACAGACUCUAUGGUGGUUCUGGGUUGGCUCAAUGGAGAUGUCACUAGGUGGAAGGCAUUUGUAGCUAAUCGAGUGCGACAGAUCACCGAAGUCAUCCCACCAUCUCAGUGGCAUCACGUGAGAUCAGAAGACAACGCCGCAGACUGUGCAACACGUGGUCUAUCAUCAAUAUCCCUACAAGAACACAAGUUAUGGUGGGCAGACCCCUAG
Molecule: messenger RNA, 1062 nt
Organism: Trichoplusia ni (cabbage looper)
Lineage: Eukaryota; Metazoa; Arthropoda; Insecta; Lepidoptera; Noctuidae
Exons: 2
Coding region: 1-1062 (353 amino acids)
Source: RefSeq, a predicted model, not a curated record